Messenger RNA from Dovyalis caffra, 156 nucleotides. Lineage: Eukaryota; Viridiplantae; Streptophyta; Magnoliopsida; Malpighiales; Salicaceae. The record is from the annotation of a GenBank genome assembly.
AUGAUGGAAGCCAGCCUUGCUGUUUGGGAGUAUCUAUUUCCACAAACCAAGAUUCUAAAUCAAUCCAUACCAACUCAACACUUGGCUAAAGAGGAAAUGGCUAGACACAUACACAACAAAGACCAAAUAGUCUCCGCCAAAGUAGAUCACCUCCAA